Messenger RNA from Miscanthus lutarioriparius, 720 nucleotides. NCBI's taxonomy places the organism in Eukaryota, Viridiplantae, Streptophyta, Magnoliopsida, Poales, Poaceae. The record is from the annotation of a GenBank genome assembly.
AUGGUUAAUCCUGACGACGUCCGCAAUGUCGUCGGCAUCAUUGGCAACUUCAUCUCGUUCGGUCUGUUCCUGUCGCCGCUGCCGACGUUCCUGACGAUCAUCCGGAAGCGCGACGUGGAGGAGUUCGUGCCGGACCCAUACCUAGCGACGUUCCUCAACUGCGCGCUGUGGGUGUUCUACGGACUCCCCGUGGUGCACCCCAACAGCAUCCUGGUGGCCACCAUCAACGGCACGGGCCUCGCCAUCGAGGCCGCCUACCUCUCCAUCUUCUUCGCGUUCGCUCCCAGGCCGAAGCGCGCCAAGAUGCUGGGCGUCCUGGCCGUGGAGCUCGCCUUCAUCGCCGCCGUCGUCGCGGGCGUCGUCCUCGGCGCGCACACCCACGAGAAGCGGUCCCUCGUCGUCGGCUGCCUCUGCGUCUUCUUCGGCACGCUCAUGUACGCGUCCCCGCUCACCGUCAUGAAGAAGGUCAUCGUCACCCAGAGCGUCGAGUACAUGCCGUUCACGCUCUCGUUUGUUAGCUUCCUCAAUGGCAUCUGCUGGACCACAUACGCGCUCAUCAGAUUCGACAUCUUCAUCACGAUCCCGAACGGCAUGGGAACGCUGCUGGGCUUGGUGCAACUGAUCCUCUACUUCUGCUACUACGGGUCGACGCCCAAGAGCAGCGGAACGACGACGGGCAUGGAGCUGCCGGUGAAGGCCGGUGAUAGCGACAACAACUAG